AUCGGUCUCAAACGGAUCUGCACGGUCCAAGAUCCAGCGAUGAAUUUUCACGGGACAGUCCUCUGGUUCUGCAUUGUUUGCAUCUUCGCCGUCAGUGGAGCCCCUCCAAAUGUUAACAACGAAAUACAAAAUAGCAAUUGGCCGCAACAACAGCGUCAACAAAAUCAAGCGAGUGUCUACAAUCAACAAGCAGCAAACAACAACGCUCUAAACAGUAAUUUGCAGAGUCAGCAGAUCUCUCAAAAUCAGGCAAAUCUGUUAAACCAAUUAGCAGCGAACAACAAUAUUCAAAUCAGUAAUUUGCAGAAUCAACAGAUCUCUCAAAAUCAGGCAAAUGUCUUAAAUCAACCAGCGAUUAAUCAGUUACGCAGUAUCAACUGGCAGAAUCAACUUAGCGACCAACAACAAGCAAGCAACAUCAAUCAACAAGGAUUAGCAGUACAACCGGGUGUGGCUAACUUGCAAUCAAGCUCAUAUCAAAUACCGGGAACAUCAUGGCGCGUCGAGACCAUACGCCCAGCUGGAUUGUCACCAGGCCUCACUCCACCAUUGAGACCAGAAUUGCCUACUAAUGGACUAGUACCUCCAGUUUCUGAAUCAAUUCAACCACCCAGUUCUGUUCAGUCCUCAUUACUUCAAUCUUCACCUGCACUACCAACAAUACCUGGCCAAUCACUAUAUAGACCAUCUACAAUUGAAGAAUUAAGACCUGGAGUAAACCAACCAGUCUCAGUACAAACUAGUUCCAUAGUACCAAGAAUUAUAGCAUUGGAUGGGUCAGCUCAGCCACAAACUGUUCCAACAAUACAAACCAAUCCCAUAAUACCGAGAGGUAUAGUGAACGAAUCCCCAGUACAAACUGUUCCGGAACAAACUAGCUCAAUACAAACAGUUUCCAUACCACCAAGAGAUAUUGUGGAAGUUGAUUUUAUUCCUCUACGAGCUCCUGUACAAACAAUUUCAAGUCCGGCUCUGGAGACGCCAGCUUCAGUACAAACAAUUCCCAUAAGUCCAAGUAAUACGGUAUCAGUUGAGUCAACUCCAGUACAAUCUGUAUCUAUACAAAGGAUCCCCUUAGCUCCAAGUAAUACAUUACCGAUUAGACCAACUCUAUUACAAUAUGCACCAGAACAAACAAUCCCCAUAACUCCAAGUAAUACAGUGCCGAUUAGGUCAAUUCCAGUACAAUCUUCACCAGUACAAACAACUCCCAUAGUUCCAAGUAAUACAGUACCGGUUGGAACGACUCCAGGACAAUCUGCACCUGUACAAACAAAUCCCACAGUUCAAAGUAAUACAGUACCGGUUGGAACGACUCCAGUACAAGCUUCACCUGUACGAACAAUCCCCAUAACUCCAAGCAAUACAGUCCCGGUUGGGUCAAGUCCAGUACAAUCUGGGCCAGUACAGACAACUCCAAUAGCUCCAAGUAAUACGGUACCGACUGAGACAGUGCCGGUACAAAGUGGUCCAGUUGAGACAAUUGCUGUAUUACCAAGUAAUACCGAAAGAAGUCCAGAGCCAGUAUCUUCCCCUGUGUAUCCUAUUGUUGCGCCGCUUUCUUCACCAGCAAAUCCUGCUCAAACUAGUUCCAGUAGUGACUCCCAGAGCAGUCCUGCAUCAAGCAGUCAACCGCUGAAUAGUGCGCCGUCUUCAAGCAACGCGCAAAGUACAACUUCUGUUCCUGAAGAAGUUCCUGAAGUUCCUGCAUUAGCAGGAACAUUAGAUUUUUCUACCUGGCAAGAACUCUGGGAAUUAUUUCAAUUAUGGAGACAAGGAAAUGAACUACCAGAUUCGUCGGAAUCAUCGUUGACUCCGGAAGAAAGCUCUCCCCAACCUAGUUCCACUAGUUUUACGCAGAGUCAACCUCAACAAAGUAGUCCCACUACUAACACACAGAGCGACACAACUUCUGUAAGCAGCGUAGAAGAAACUAACAAUGCUAGUCAGGAAAUCAGUUCUGAUGAAGUUGGCAACAGCGCAAACUCCGAACCGAGUUCUAAUAAACAAAGCAAUGCAGUUCCUGCAAGUAACGCUCCGAAUAAUAUAGCUCCUGCAAGUAACACUCAGAAUAACGUAGCUCCUGCAAGUAACCCACAAAGCAAUACAGCUCCUGCCAGUAACCCACAAAGCAAUACAGCUCCUGCAAAUAACCCACAAAAAAAUGCAGCUCCUGCAAGUAAUGCUCCGAAUAAUGUAGCUCCUGCAAGUAACCCACAAAGCAAUGCAGCUCCUGGAAGUAGCCCACAAAGCAAUGCUGUUCCUGUAAGUAGCCCACAGAGCAAUACAGCUCCUGUCAGUAACCCACAAAACAAUGCAGCUCCUGCAAGUAACGCUCCAAAUAAUGUAGUUCCUGCAAAUAAUGCUCCGAAUAAUGUAGGUCCUGCAAGAAACUUACAAAGCAAUACAGCUCCUGCAAGUAACGCUCCGAAUAAUGCAGCUCCUGCAAAUAACGCUCCGAAUAAUGUAGGUCCUGCAAGAUACCCACAAAGCAAUAUAGCUCCUGUCAGUAACCCACAAAGCAAUGCAGCUCCUGCAAGUAAAGCUCCGAAUAAUGCAGCUCCUGCAAAUAACGCUCCGAAUAAUGUAGGUCCUGCAAGAUACCCACAAAGCAAUGCAGCUCCUGCAAGUAACCCACAAAGCAAUGCAGCUCCUGCAAGUAACGCUCCAAAUAAUGCAGCUCCUGCAAGUAACCCACAAAGCAAUGCAGCUCCUGCAAAUAACCCACAAAGCAAUACAGCCCCUGCCAGUAACCCACAAAACAAUGCAGCUCCUGCAAGUAAUGCUCCAAAUAACGUAGCUCCUGCAAACAACAAACCAAAUAAUGUAGCUCCUGGAAACAACAAUCCGAAUAAUGCAGCUCCUGCAAGUAACCCACAAAACAAUGCAGCUCCUGCCAGUAACCCACAAAGCAAUGCAGCUCCUGCAAGUAACGCUACAAAUAAUGCAGCUCCUGCAAGUAACCCACAAAGCAAUGCAGCUCCUGCAAAUAACCCACAAAGCAAUACAGCCCCUGCCAGUAACCCACAAAACAAUGCAGCUCCUGCAAGUAAUGCUCCAAGUAAUGUAACUCCUGCAAACAACAAUCCAAAUAAUGUAGCUCCUGCAAACAACAAUCCGAAUAAUGCAGCUCCUGCAAGUAACCCACAAAACAAUGCAGCUCCUGCCAGUAACCCACAAAGCAAUGCAGCUUCUGCAAGUAACGCUCCAAAUAAUGCAGCUCCUGCAAGUAACCCACAAAGCAAUGCAGCCCCUGCCAGUACCCCCCAAAGCAAUGCAGUUCCUGCAAGUAACGCUCCGAAUAAUGUAGCUCCUGCAAACAACAAUCCGAAUAAUGUAGGUCCUGCAAGUAACCCACAAAACAAUGCAGCUCCUGCAAGUAACCCACAAAGCAAUGCAGCUCCUGCAAGUAACGCUUCAAAUAAUGUAGCUCCUGGAAACAAUAAUCCGAAUAAUGUAGGUCCUGCAAGUAACCCACAAAACAAUGCAGCUCCUGCAAGUAACGCUCCAAAUAAUGUAGCUCCUGGAAACAACAAUCCGAAUAAUGUAGGUCCUGCAAGUAACCCACAAAACAAUGCAGCUCCUGCAAGUAACCCACAAAGCAAUGCAGCUCCUACAAGUAACGCUCCAAAUAAUGUAGCUCCUGGAAACAACAAUCCGAAUAAUAUAGGUCCUGCAAGUAACCCACAAAGCAAUGCAGCUCCUGCAAGUAACCCACAAAGCAAUGCAGCUCCUGCAAGUAACGCUCCAAGUAAUGUAGCUCCUGGAAACAAUAAUCCAAAUAAUGUAGGUCCUGCAAGUAACCCACAAAACAAUGCAGCUCCUGCCAGUAACCCACAAAACAAUGCAGCUCCUGCAAGUAACGCUCCAAAUAAUGUAGCUCCUGGAAACAACAAUCCGAAUAAUGUAGGUCCUGCAAGUAACCCACAAAGCAAUGCAGCUCCGGCAAGUAACGCUCCAAAUAAUGUAGCUCCUGGAAACAACAAUCCAAAUAAUGUAGCUCCUGCAAACAACAAUCCGAAUAAUGUAGCUCCUGCAAGUAACCCGCAAAACAAUGCAGCGCCUGCAAGUAAUGCUCCAAAUAAUGUAGCUCCUGCAAAUAACAAUCCGAAUAAUGUAGGUCUUGCAAGUAACCCACAAAGCAAUGCAGCUCCUGCUAGUAACCCACAUAGCAAUGCAGCUCCUGCAAGUAACGCUCCAAAUAAUGCAGCUCCUGCAAGUAACCCACAAAGUAAUGCAGCUCCUGCAAAUAACCCACAAAGCAAUACAGCCCCUACCAGUAACCCACAAAACGAUGCAGCUCCUGCAAGUAAUGCUCCAAAUAACGUAGCUCCUGCAAACAACAAACCAAAUAAUGUAGCUCCUGGAAACAACAAUCCGAAUAAUGCAGCUCCUGCAAGUAACCCACAAAACAAUGCAACUCCUGCCAGUAACCCACAAAGCAAUGCAGCUCCUGCAAGUACCCCACAAAGCAAUGCAGCUCCUGCAAAUAACCCACAAAGCAAUACAGCCCCUGCCAGUAACCCACAAAACAAUGCAGCUCCUGCAAGUAAUGCUCCAAAUAAUGUAACUACUGCAAACAACAAUCCAAAUAAUGUAGCUCCUGCAAACAACAAUCCGAAUAAUGCAGCUCCUGCAAGUAACCCACAAAACAAUGCAGCCCCUGCCAGUAACCCACAAAGCAAUGCAGCUCCUGCAAGUAACGCGCCAAAUAAUGUAGCUCCUGGAAACAACAUUCCAAAUAAUGUAGCUCCUGCAAGUAACCCACAAAACAAUGCAGCCCCUGCCAGUAACCCACAAAGCAAUGCAGUUCCUGCAAGUAACGCUCCGAAUAAUGUAGCUCCUGCAAACAACAAUCCGAAUAAUGUAGGUCCUGCAAGUAACCCACAAAACAAUGCAGCUCCUGCAAGUAACCCACAAAACAAUGCAGCUCCUGCAAGUAACGCUCCAAAUAAUGUAGCCCCUGGAAACAAUAAUCCGAAUAAUGCAGGUCCUGCAAGUAACCCACAAAACAAUGCAGCUCCUGCAAGUAACCCACAAAGCAAUGCAGCUCCUGCAAGUAACGCUCCAAAUAAUGUAGCUCCUGGAAACAACAAUCUGAAUAAUGUAGGUCCUGCAAGUAACCCACAAAACAAUGCAGCUCCUGCAAGUAACCCACAAAGCAAUACAGCUCCUGCAAGUAACGCUCCAAAUAAUGUAGCUCCUGGAAACAACAAUCCGAAUAAUGUAGGUCCUGCAAGUAACCCACAAAGCAAUGCAGCUCCUGCCAGUAACCCACAAAGCAAUGCAGCUCCUGCAAGUAACGCUCCAAAUAAUGUAGCUCCUGGAAACAACAAUCCAAAUAAUGUAGCUCCUGCAAACAACAAUCCGAAUAAUGUAGCUCCUGCAAGUAACCCACAAAACAAUGCAGCGCCUGCAAGUAAUGCUCCAAAUAAUGUAGCUCCUGCAAAUAACAAUCCGAAUAAUGUAGGUCCUGCAAGUAACCCACAAAGCAAUGCAGCUCCUGCUAGUAACCCACAUAGCAAUGCAGCUCCUGCAAGUAACGCUCCAAAUAAUGCAGCUCCUGCAAGUAACCCACAAAGCAAUGCAGCUCCUGCAAAUAACCCACAAAGCAAUACAGCCCCUGCCAGUAACCCACAAAACAAUGCAGCUCCUGCAAGUAAUGCUCCAAAUAAUGUAGCUCCUGCAAACAACAAACCAAAUAAUGUAGCUCCUGGAAACAACAAUCCGAAUAAUGCAGCUCCUGCAAGUAACCCACAAAACAAUGCAGCUCCUGCCAGUAACCCACAAAGCAAUGCAGCUCCUGCAAGUAACGCUCCAAAUAAUGCAGCUCCUGCAAGUAACCCACAAAGCAAUGCAGCUCCUGCAAAUAACCCACAAAGCAAUACAGCCCCUGCCAGUAACCCACAAAACAAUGCAGCUCCUGCAAGUAAUGCUCCAAAUAAUGUAGCUCCUGCAAACAACAAACCAAAUAAUGUAGCUCCUGGAAACAACAAUCCGAAUAAUGCAGCUCCUGCAAGUAACCCACAAAACAAUGCAGCUCCUGCCAGUAACCCACAAAGCAAUGCAGCUCCUGCAAGUAACGCUCCAAAUAAUGCAGCUCCUGCAAGUAACCCACAAAGCAAUGCAGCUCCUGCAAAUAACCCACAAAGCAAUACAGCCCCUGCCAGUAACCCACAAAACAAUGCAGCUCCUGCAAGUAAUGCUCCAAAUAAUGUAACUCCUGCAAACAACAAUCUAAAUAAUGUAGCUCCUGCAAACAACAAUCCGAAUAAUGCAGCUCCUGCAAGUAACCCACAAAACAAUGCAGCCCCUGCCAGUAACCCACAAAGCAAUGCAGCUCCUGCAAGUAACGCUCCAAAUAAUGUAGCUCCUGGAAACAACAUUCCAAAUAAUGUAGCUCCUGCAAGUAACCCACAAAACAAUGCAGCCCCUGCCAGUAACCCACAAAGCAAUGCAGUUCCUGCAAGUAACGCUCCGAAUAAUGUAGCUCCUGCAAACAACAAUCCGAAUAAUGUAGGUCCUGCAAGUAACCCACAAAACAAUGCAGCUCCUGCAAGUAACCCACAAAACAAUGCAGCUCCUGCAAGUAACGCUCCAAAUAAUGUAGCUCCUGGAAACAAUAAUCCGAAUAAUGUAGGUCCUGCAAGUAACCCACAAAACAAUGCAGCUCCUGCCAGUAACCCACAAAGCAAUGCAGCUCCUGCAAGUAACGCUCCAAAUAAUGUAGCUCCUGGAAACAACAAUCUGAAUAAUGUAGGUCCUGCAAGUAACCCACAAAACAAUGCAGCUCCUGCAAGUAACCCACAAAGCAAUACAGCUCCUGCAAGUAACGCUCCAAAUAAUGUAGUUCCUGGAAACAACAAUCCGAAGAAUGUAGGUCCUGCAAGUAACCCACAAAACAAUGCAGCUCCUGCAAGUAACCCACAAAGCAAUGCAGCUCCUGCAAGUAACGCUCCAAAUAAUGUAGCUCCUGGAAACAACAAUCCGAAUAAUGUAGCUCCUGCAAGUAACCCACAAAGCAAUGCAGCUCCUGCAAGUAACCCACAAAGCAAUGCAGCUCCUGCAAGUAACGCUCCAAAUAAUGUAGCUCCUGGAAACAACAAUCCAAAUAAUGUAGCUCCUGCAAACAACAAUCCGAAUAAUGUAGCUCCUGCAAGUAACCCACAAAACAAUGCAGCUCCUGCAAGUACCCCACAAAACAAUGCAGCUCCUGGAAGUAGCCCACAAGGCAAUGCAGCUCCAGCUGCAAGUGGUGCACAACAAAAUCCUGAUAACUUGCAAACAAACAAUGCGAGUAGUUUGCAGCCAAAUGUCGUGCAGCCAAAUAAAUCCCAGAGUCCAUCAAGUUCUGCUUCUCAAACUGCCACAGAAAAUAUAGUGACGUCACCCGGUACAUCGCCAGCUGGCCCUUCAUCAUCUAACGGCAACAGAACAUCACCCAGCAAUUCUGGUGCACUCAAAUCAUCUGCCACUUUAGAGACAGGAAAAAUCUGUGUUUGCUACGGUGAUGUACAAGAUAUACCUUGGAAUGUGCGUAGAUAUAUUGGAGUUUAACAUAUAUUUUUAGUUUUGUCAUGUAAUCUGGUGGAUUUUGAUAAUUCUGAUGGUUUAGCGUGUUUAAAAAAAUUAUGAAAAAAAUAUAUUAUGAAAUAGUUUGUCAAUUAAGUACAUAAUGUGUUUUAAACAAAUAAAUAUUAAUUCAAUCA
Galleria mellonella (greater wax moth) is the source of this 7709-nucleotide messenger RNA. RefSeq names its product mucin-2-like. NCBI's taxonomy places the organism in Eukaryota, Metazoa, Arthropoda, Insecta, Lepidoptera, Pyralidae. The record is from RefSeq and is a predicted model, not a curated record. The coding region runs from base 40 to 7557 and encodes 2505 amino acids. The transcript is spliced from 13 exons.